Vollenhovia emeryi is the source of this 1843-nucleotide messenger RNA. RefSeq names its product serine/threonine-protein phosphatase 2A regulatory subunit B'' subunit gamma-like. The record is from RefSeq and is a predicted model, not a curated record. The transcript is spliced from 6 exons. The coding region runs from base 289 to 1629 and encodes 446 amino acids. Lineage: Eukaryota; Metazoa; Arthropoda; Insecta; Hymenoptera; Formicidae. Gene Ontology annotation, cellular component: centrosome; spindle. Gene Ontology annotation, biological process: T cell homeostasis; B cell homeostasis; regulation of dephosphorylation.
CGGCUGUUUCCUACGCCGUUUCUUCGUUCGCGGGGACAAGAAGAGCGCGGAUUUGCGCGACGCUCGAGACUGAUCCCGUCACGACCACCGGCUGAUCUCGGCGCGACCUAACCAAAGCGACCGAGCGGGGAACCUCGAGCUCGAGCCGUUGCGAACGCCGGAAGACCAACGUCGCGCGGAGCUAGCGAAAGUUGCACCAGGGUAAUUCCUAGGCGAGUUGAGAGCGUUCUUUGUACAAAGAAAGCGCGUUUGCGUCACGGAGCACACACUGCGGCUCUCGCGGGGACCAUGGAGCUGGAAACGCUGCUGCGAAGCCGCGCUUCGGCGAGGAACUCGGACGAGAGUUCUCAAGACGACGAGAAGAAGGAAGACGAGUACUUCGAGAAGAUGUAUCAGCAGUGGAAGGGCGUGAAGGCCAAGGACGACUCCACUUACAAAGUCAUACCGAAAUUCUACUUCAAGCUGCCGAAAGAGGACGAGAUUCUGCCACAGAAAUUGCGCGAGGAGACGCGCGCCCUGUUCCUCCAAAGGCGUUCCCGGCAGUUGCUCGACAACAACGAGCUGAAGGCGUUGUGGGUUUUACUCGACAAGCAUCACAGCCCGCCCUUGUCCGGGGACGAGCAGCUGAUCAAUUACGAGGACUUUAAGAAAGUGGGCAAACUGGCGGGGGCAAAGUGCAGUCCGUACUUUACCGCGGUUGUCUUCGCAAAGCUGCAGCAGGGAGACCCGCACGGUAGAAUUAGCAUCAUGGCGCUGUUUAACUACGUCAUGCGGAAAGUUUGGCUGCAUCAAACGAGAAUCGGACUCUCCCUGUACGACAUCACGGGAGAGGGUUACCUCAGGGAGUCGGACUUGGAGAAUUAUAUCUUGGAACUGAUACCAACGCUGCCGCAACUCGAGGGCCUGGAGAAGUCCUUCCAUUCGUUCUACGUGUGCACGGCAGUCCGGAAAUUUCUAUUCUUCCUAGACCCGCUGCGAACUGGACGAGUUCGUAUUCAGGAUAUUUUAGCGUGCAGUUUUCUGGACGAUCUUCUGGAAUUGCGAGACGAGGAUCUGCCGAAAGAUCUGCAGGAGGCGAAUUGGUUCUCCGCGCCGUCGGCGCUCAAGGUGUACGGACAGUACUUGAAUCUUGACAAAGACCACAACGGCAUGUUGAACAAAGAGGAACUCGCUGGAUACGGCACCGGCACUCUGACCGGCGUUUUCCUCGAAAGAGUGUUUCAAGAGUGUCUGACCUACGAGGGCGAGAUGGACUACAAGACGUAUCUGGAUUUUGUUUUGGCGCUGGAGAAUCGGCACGAACCACAGAGCCUUCACUACCUCUUUCGGAUUCUCGAUAUUAACAAUCGCGGAUACUUGGAUACCUUUUGCCUCAACUAUUUCUUCAGGGCUAUACAAGAACAGAUGACGAUGCACGGGCAAGAACCAGUUAGCUUUGAAGAUGUCAAAGACGAGAUAUUCGAUAUGGUGAAGCCAGCCGAUCCGUGCAGAAUUACGUUGCAGGACUUGCUGUCUUGCGGACAAGGCGACACAAUGGUCAGCAUCUUGAUCGAGUUCCAUGGCUUUUGGGCGUACGAGAAUCGCGAAGCCAUGGCGGCUGACACCGGGGACGAGUCGUCCCACGUAUGACGAAGCACUUCUCAUCCCAGAAUACGAGACAAACGUCCCGCCGGGACAGACGGCGCACGGCCGGACAGCAACGCCUGACACGUGUUUCGACACGACCCUGUGAUUGAGACUUCGUAGUAGUGAAAUAAUCUUUGUAAUUUAUCACGUGCCAGAACUGGCAAUCGCCAUUGUAUAACUCUUUAGGAUUAAUAUAUUCUAUAUCUUUAUACAAGUA